Molecule: messenger RNA, 1613 nt
Organism: Tachysurus vachellii
Lineage: Eukaryota; Metazoa; Chordata; Actinopteri; Siluriformes; Bagridae
Gene: gpr55a
Product: G protein-coupled receptor 55a
Exons: 3
Coding region: 279-1229 (316 amino acids)
Biological process (GO): phospholipase C-activating G protein-coupled receptor signaling pathway; positive regulation of Rho protein signal transduction
Cellular component (GO): membrane
Molecular function (GO): G protein-coupled receptor activity
Source: RefSeq, a predicted model, not a curated record
CUCUCUUACUUCUCUUUCCGUCUCACAAUUCACAAUUCUCUGACACAAAGAAUCAAUGAGGAAGUAAAGACUCAGAAGUUGUAUGUCUUUGAUGGCAGUUUUGUAUUUUGGAGGGAAACAUUUUCAGGCUGUUCAGCAGAAUAAGACUUCUGGGAUACACACAGAACUGUCUUUAUUAUUACAGCAGAGUUGAGAUGAAACACUGAAGAACAGAUGAAAUGUUCUGUGUCCAAGAAGAACCAUCUACAUGAGCAGAGAGUGAGACAAAGGAUUCCUUUAUGGCAGGAUCAAACACCAACAUCACAUCAGAUAUCAGCAUGGAUGUCUGCAGGGACUGGGUUCAUUGUGUUCAGUUUGGGUUCUACAUUCCAAUCCUCGCUGCCGGUUUUCCUUUAAACAUGGCUGCCCUGUGGCAGCUUUUCUUCCGCCUUCGUCACUGGAGUGAAUCCACCAUUUACCUGCUGAACCUCGUCAUUAACGACUGUCUGCUCCUUCUUGCGCUCCCUUUUAAAAUCAUGGCUUACCACGAGCCGUGGAAACUUGGAAGAUUUUCCUGUUCACUGUUUGAGAGUUUUGUCUACGUCAACAUGUACGGCAGCAUCCUGCUGAGUGUGUGUAUCUCUGUAGAUCGUUAUGUCGCGCUACACUUUCCCUUCCGGCGCCUGCGAUCUAAAAGGAAGGCUGUGUUCAUCUGCGCGAUGGUGUGGAUGUUAGUGUUUGGAUUUAGCUACCCAGUUUAUGAUCUUCAUGGGGGCAGCAGUAAUGAGUCCUUCUGUUUUCAGAACUUUUCCAAACAAACAUGGGAUAAAGUGUGGAUUAUAGUGUGUGUGGAGUGUGUGUUUUGGGGCAGCACCAUUGUCAUGGUCCUGUGCUCGGUGAAUGUUGUUAAAACCCUGCAUGAUUUACGCAAACGGAACCCUAAUGAUGCUAAACUACGAAACAACAAGAGUGUAAAGAUUGUGCUCAGCAACCUGGUGGUGUUCCUUUUGUGUUUCAUUCCCUAUCACAUUUCUGUGCUUCUUUAUUUCUACAUUAAACAGAAGAGCAGCAGUACAGAAACCAAACAAAUAUUUAUCAGUGGACUGCGUAAAUUUGUCCACGUCAGUCUGUGUGUGAGCAGCUUGAACUGCCUCGCAGAUGCAGUCUGUUAUUAUUUCAUACUGAAAGAAAACCUACAGACCGCAGAGCAAGAAACCAGAAUUAACACAGUCACAAAGGAAACACAUUGACACACUAAGACUGCAGAGACGUGCAGGAGAAACAAAUAGAUAUUAAUCUGCAAAAAUGUUGUUACAUAUGACCACAUGGUUUAAUUUUACCGGUACAAUUUACUCCAGGGGGAUUCAGUGUGGUAGUUGGUGUGAUUUUUAAAAGUGGGUCUGGCCACAUACACUAACUGGCAUUAAUAAAUGAGAAACCUGUAAAUCUAUUACUCUUUUUCACACAAACAAACAGGUGGUUUAUCUAAUAAUGUGUUUUAGAUUCAGAAUCUAAAAUUAAGACACAACAAUAACUGAAAAUGUACAUUGUUGUAUAAGAACCUAGAAAAAGUAAGAGGUAUUAAGGUUUACCAAGAGAAGAGCUGCGGAGUCAAAUAAACUUUCUAAAACAAA